AAUUAACUGUCAGCUGCUUCAGAUGACUGUCUUUCUCUCUGAAAUGCACCUAUGGUCUUUGAAGAGCACCUUGCAUGUUCAAGACCAAGACAUUGGAAUCUAUCAUUACUAUGACAAAAAGGAAGCAGAACCACAAAUGAACUUUGGCUGCUUAUAUGAGAAACAACAGUUAGCAGAAUCUCGAGAUUAUCCUUGGGUACUUAAGAACAAACGUCCGGAAAAGCUGCGAGACACACUUAAGGAGCUAGAGGAACUGAUGCAAAACAGUCGGUGUGUACUGAGCAAAUGGAAGAGCAAAUACGUCUGUCAGCUCCUCUUUCAUUCAGGUGUACUGGUAUCCCUAGGCCUUUCAGGGCCACAGCUGGAGCGAGUGGUGAUUGACAGAACCCUGAUGGGGAAGCUCAUCUCCGACACUAUCAGCGAUGCUGUUCUUACAGAUAGUUUCAUGAUCUUGUCAUUUUGGGAGCAAAGCAAACUCUGCUUUAUUCAGUUCACAAAGAAGACAAAUUCUCCUGAUGCAAACAUAAAGCUUGAAAAACUCUCCUCCUUGGAUUUUAAGAUAUCUUAUAUUGACACACCAGAGCUAGGCAACAGAAGAACAAAGCAUCAUCUGGCAAUAAAUAGCAAAGAAGAUAGAGUUAUAUGCUGGUGGUUGACGGCAAAGGAUGAAGUGUGGCCUUGGUCUCCUGGUUCCAGUGAAAGAGAGAGAGCCAACUUGCUGCUCUUCACCUAUGAGCAUGGCAGCUUGCAGAUUCUGGGUUACAUACGUACCGAUGGGGAUCCACUUGAUGCCAGCUUUAGUUCAUGUAAUCCUUAUCAGAUUCAUACUGUAGAACACGCAUUCAAUGCAGACCACGAGCCCAUGGCUGACAGCUGCAUCUAUGAGCAUGUGAAGAAUAAAGUUCAGUGUGUGGCAGUCACUAAAAUACCACUGCUAUCAAAGGCCAUCAGCUGCUGCCGGAACAUUACAGAAGACAAGCUUGUUCUGGGGUGUGAAGAUUCUUCAAUAGUCCUAUAUGAAGCCUUCCGCCAAGUAACUUUAUCAGCACAGGCAGAACUAUUGCCUGUCUUAAUGUGUUGCCACCCCAGUGAAGCCAUAGUCCUGGUUGGUAGUUCACAAGGGGAACUUCAGCUGUUUGACAUGGCACUAUCUCCAAUUAAAAUGCAGGUUUUAGCUGAAGACUUCUCAAGCAAAUCAACUUUGCAGUUCAGUGAACAUUUUGAUGUAUCCAGCAGCCUCAUCCAGAUCCAGUGGGUUGCUCCUAAAGUUUCAUGUCCAAGUAUGGAUGAUGUAGAUAUCCAUGAUCUUCUCUUACUUCAGUUUGACAAAGGACCUAUUGGAGUGCUGCAUUUUAAAGUUGGUGUCAUCCCAAGAGGCCAUCUUGGCCUUGUAGAAAUCAUCCAGGAGUAUAUUCAUCAGAAUGAGAUACAUGAGGCAAUUAAUAUCCUGAGCAGCAUGAACUGGAACGUAAUGGGCCAUCAAUGCUAUAUAAGCCUAAGUGCCAUACUAAACUAUCUUCUCAGACAAAAGCUGAAUCUUACAAGAGAAGCUCAGCUGGAGGCAAGCCUGGGAACCUUCUAUGCACCAACAAGGCCUCUCUCUGAGACAACUGUGUUGGAAUACAGGGACCAGAUCAGCAGAUAUGCAAGAAGAUUCUUCCACCAUCUGCUCAGGCAUCAAAGAUUUGAAAAGGCCUUUCUGCUUGCUGUUGAUAUUGGUGCCCGUGACUUAUUUAUGGACAUCCAUUACUUUGCACUAGAUAAGGGUGAAUUGGCACUAGCUGAAGUGGCAAAGAAAAAAGCUAACGACAUUGACACAGAAUCAAUAACCACUGGAGUUGAUUCCCAAAGGAGCAGAUUCCCUCCCACCAUCCACCAGAUCGUGGAGAUUGAAGGAGAAUGGAGAGGCACCAGUUUAUUCUCUGCUUUUCCCUAAUUUCAGAGAGGAUAUCACACAUCAAGUCAUCCUUGGAGCAGCUGUAUAGAAGUAGCAGUCUGUUACUCAGUCUUGGCAGCAGAUGCUCUUGGAAAGAUAAUGGUUGCACUGACAUAAGCAAGUGCUGCUGCUUCACAAAUUAUUCAAUUGUGGCUUCUCUUACUCCUCUAUAUAUAAAAGGAGGGAUACUAUUUAAAAGAAAAACUUAACAACAGAAUUGUUAUUGGUAGAAAUUCAAAGCAAAAAAUAAAAACAAAUUACUAGAGCUGUGCUACACAGACCAAAUCUCGAAUGGCAGCAGAAAGGAAACUUGCCUGCUCCAGCAAAUCUUUUUCCCAUGACUAAGACUUAUUCAGGAGACAUCCUGAACAGAUGGGUGCUACAUGUCUUAUUCCUCUCACACAAUCACACUACAGCACAAAUAGUAGAACAUGUAGCUAUUUCCACUUCAAGAUAAUAAAUCAGGCUACCAGAGGAACUGCUGCAAAUGGAAACUAGCCAUAAGAAUUGUCAUAAUUAAUAAAGGUUUGUAGCAGUGAGCAACUCACCCAUUAAGACAUUACUGCAUUAUGAAGACCCAGUGAAAAACCUAUCUGAUAAAUGUCAGAAAGUUUCCCAGGGCCAGCUUUCAACAAAUUGCAUUAGGUCACAGCAAGAUGAAUUUAUUUUAACCUUCAAAACAAUUGCUUUCACCCCAAAGGGAUUCAUGUUGUGACAAGACAGCCCAAUAAAUACUAUAUGGUUCAAAGGGAAAC
This is a messenger RNA of Lacerta agilis (Sand lizard), 2691 nucleotides long. It is a transcript of the gene WDPCP, whose product is annotated as WD repeat containing planar cell polarity effector. The coding region runs from base 23 to 1936 and encodes 637 amino acids. The record is from RefSeq and is a predicted model, not a curated record. NCBI's taxonomy places the organism in Eukaryota, Metazoa, Chordata, Lepidosauria, Squamata, Lacertidae. Gene Ontology annotation, biological process: cilium organization; establishment of protein localization; nervous system development. Gene Ontology annotation, molecular function: protein binding. Gene Ontology annotation, cellular component: axonemal basal plate. The transcript has 14 exons.